Messenger RNA from Toxorhynchites rutilus septentrionalis, 481 nucleotides. RefSeq names its product cytochrome b-c1 complex subunit 8 (gene UQCR-Q). The record is from RefSeq and is a predicted model, not a curated record. The transcript is spliced from 3 exons. NCBI's taxonomy places the organism in Eukaryota, Metazoa, Arthropoda, Insecta, Diptera, Culicidae. The coding region runs from base 161 to 409 and encodes 82 amino acids. Gene Ontology annotation, biological process: mitochondrial electron transport, ubiquinol to cytochrome c.
ACAGUGUAUGAGCACCCUUAGUAGAGUGGCAACAGUAGGUCAGUUUACCUUGUGAGUUUACCAAAACAUCGUAUUUGACAACUGACUGUUCACUGUCUCCGCAUCGAUAGAAGAAAUCGGAAGCGCUGAUCGUUCCCCCGAUUAUCUAAAAGCAUAAACUAUGGGUCACGGAUUCGGUGAAUUGGCCAAAGUGCGUGGCAUCGUUGUCCACAAGAUAUCGCCCUUCGAGCAGAGAGCGUUUGCCAACUGGUGGACCAAAUCCAUACCCAACACAUUUCGUCGGAUCCGGUCGCAGAUCUUCGUCGUCACCCCACCAUUCAUCAUUGGCUACAUGGUGUACAACUAUGUAGAGAACAAAUUUGUUCAGAUCAACCGCAAAAAUCCAGCCGACUUCGAGAAUGACGUUUAAAAAUUUAGGCUAGAGUGUAAAUGCCAUAUGUAUUUUUGAAUCCUGGAAAUAGCGAUGAUUGAAUUAACAAAA